CGAGAUCGUUCGUGCGUCAGAAUGAUAGAAGACGGAGGGUGUGUGGGACCGAAGAGAGUAGUGAGGAAAGACAAAGGAAUAUGCCGCGAAGUGAAGGACGAGGGGAGGAUAACGGUUAAAAACGUUUGCAAGGAGGUAGGACUACACACGUAUCGUACGUGAGAGAGAGAGAGAGAGAGAGAGAGAGAGAGAGAGAGAGAGAGAGAGAGAGAGAGAGAGAGAGAGAGAGAGAGAGGAUUUCUUGAUCGUUUUGGUGAUAUUAUGGUGAUGGUGUCUUCAUCUCAGUCGCAAUCGCCUUCGUCCCGAGUUUUGGCGGGCGGUAGUUCUCGACGAGUUACUCGCCAGAGGGCUUUAACAAAUUUAACGAACAUACUUCAACCCGACGAGGUACAACCCAGGGAUGUCUGCGCAGUCUACUCCCGCUCCUUGUCACUUGGAGGCUUGGACUUUUUGGAAGAUGGCGUUAAUGAUGGGAGGGAGAGAACGCGAGGUAUUACCGGCUGUGUGCCAAGGAAGAGGCGAGCUUCCUCGUCGGCAUGCGAAGACGAUCAUCUUCGUCGAAAGGCGGAGGGAUGGGACGUUCAGAGGGAAAUCGACGCUUAUCGACUGUGCUCCGAGGAAGCACGUCGAGUGUGGGAGGGAGAUGGCCAAGGAAGAGGGAGGACGGCGAUGGCGGAUGAGCAGAGGGAGUUGGCGAAGCUUCGUAGAGAGAAGGAGGCGGCCUCAGAACAAAUCGCCAGACUCGCAACCGCACUCAGCACUGCAAAGAAGGAGGCACAGUCCGCUCUGCAGAGUCUGGCUGUGAUGCGUAAAGAAGGGGAGAUGCUGAAGAAGAUCAUUGGAGAGAAGGAUACAAUCCUUGACUUGCUUCGGGAAAGAGUACAGUCCUUGCAUUCAAGUCUAAAUGAGGCGCGAAUGCAACUGGCCAAUGCCAUGCGAGACCACUACAAGAAGAAUAAAGAGCUCGCCAUGGACAACGUGAAGCUUCGCGCGAGGGCGAAGUUGACAGCGGAUGAGGUCAAGGUUAUAAAGCAUCUUGUCGCUGAGAAGAUAAUAGUCGAGAGGACGUUGCGGAGCCAGCUUAGUGAAAAGGAGAUGUUUGUUCAGAAACUCCAAGAAGCUAAUCGAUCGCGAUUUGCAGUGGGUAAAACGAGUACUAGGUCUAAUACUAGGGACUUCGACGGGUGUGUCGACCAAUCUGGAUGGGUCGAUGGGCGAUCGGAAGCAAUAGAUAACGGAGACGCACGGCGGCAACGGGCGAACGGAGCACUUGUUCGUGACUCUGAUAAAGGAGGUGCCCCUGCGGUGUUGAGGGAUGGGGAGCGACUACCUUCAUCUCGCGGGGAAUCGGUUCUUGAUGAUUGCUUCGCCGAUAUCAACGAGGACGACGACGGGCCGUCCGCGUCAGCUUCAGGAGUUAGCAUUGGUAAUACUCGUCGCAGUCGAAGCUUCCCUGAAGAUUCCAGUGUCUGGAGAAGUGAUUAUAGAGGGAGUUGCAGUCGAAGAAGGAGGCGUUUUUCGGGCGUGUUCGAUCCCGCGCAACUGAGGGACUUCCGCUCUGAUUCGUCCGACGUGGAUCGCGAGGGAGACUACUGCGGAGAUGGCGGGAAUGGUGGUAAUGGGUUGUCAUCAUCGGAUUGGGGCGGUAAUCCGCGUCCGCCCGAUUCCAGCUCCGGUGCAAUGAUCGACUCUUGGAGAGUGCUUCCUCCAAGAGACAGACAGUGCACCAGGGAGGGUUCGUUGGCAAGUAUCGUGGAAGAGGAGACGUCUGCAGUCGAUAUUGAGGAUGUCGUCCUGUCGUCUAGCUAUGCCGAUGAAGCUGUGACAGAUAACGAGAGGCUAGGGAGUGCCCGGCGGUCCUCUUCUCCUUUAUCCCCCCUGCCUGAGGAAGAGGAGGCCUCUCCCCCCGGCUCAGCGAACAGAGCGGUGAAGUGCAAAAGCGGCGGGAAUCGUGCGGAAGUAUCCUGCUCGCCUGUAAGGACGGGCGAUGGUGGCGUCUUCGGCCGUCAAGUUGAUGACGACGAGAGCGAGAGCAGUGGGGAGGAGGCGGAGACCCGAGAAAACGAGGAAAGCCCGUCAGUACCUGUGGAGGAGAGGCUGGAAGACGAGAGUGGAGGGGACCCAGACUGUCAUCAUGGAUUUGUUGAUGGUGUAGAGAAGAGAAUCUCUCGUGAGAUAGAUAGCGAAGUCGUAGAUGUUUCGGGCAAGCAACUUGAUGCUGAAGGCGAUUGCCGUCGUGAUGAUCUGCGAGGUAAUAACGGGAAUGCUGAAGGAAAGAUCGUGGCCGACCUUGCUCGACUUUCUCUGAACGACGGCAACGAGAGUCGGCGGUUGGUACGGCAGAACGUUGUGCAGAUGAGUGACGCGUGUCCCGAGGUGGCUAGUCGACCGCCACCGCAUCAGCGUGACGGAUUAGUUUGUGCGCAAUCGCUUUCCUCUCUCGAGCCUGGCGUGACGGAAGCCAGAGGAGGAAGGCUACGCAGCGACGACCAAAUCGCUGGCCAUUGUCGUGGCACCCGUCAUAGCUCGGAAAGCUCGGCUGCAUGUGCGGCUAGGGAGGAGCAGCGUAAUGAGGAGGGGGGUGUGGCUGAUCUGGAAUGUGCUGCGUUGAGAAAACCGUUGGAUUGUGACAGCAGCAGAGCUGCUGGGGAUAGCGAUGCGCAUGAAGCCGAUGCAACGUGUGCUUUCACUUGCUCUUCGGCGGCUGUCGACGUUGGAAAGGCCGCCAGAGUCGAAGUAGAACCGCAGAUCCGACAAAAGGACAAUGAGUACUUCGACGAAGAAAACUCGCGCAUUCUGGGUCUGUCUGAUUCUGCUGAUGCUGUUGUAGAAUCGUCUUGUCCUGUUUUCGUUUCAUCGUCCUCCUCUUUUCUUACACAGUCGGUUUCGCUUCUUUCCUCUUCGGGACGACCCGCCAUUUCCUCUACGGUGACCGUACGACGGAGAGGUGCGCGGAAGACGAAGAGCGUGCCGAGGGAAGGAUCGCACGUGGCCGAUGCAAGCUUCUGCCCUCGCUCUCUGGGGAGCGAUGGUGCAGGAGGGCGGCCCACUAGCUCGGCAUCGGAACAUGGCAGCCGUGAUAACGGGGACCCUGUCAUUCGUCUGAGCAGCGACGACGACGAGGUCGAUGCCGAACGUUCCCGUUUCCUUCGACGAGGGUCUGAAUGUGGUCCAGCGGCCAAGGAGGGCGAUGCAGCAGUGGCCAGGGCAGGGGCAGAGCAUGAGGAGGUGAAGAGUCGAGCAGGGUUCGAUUGCCGUGACGGCGUCGAUUUCGGCCGUGCUCUUACGGAUUCCGAGAACGGAAUUGGUGAGGGAACGCAUAUGCUGUCAACAACAACAGCCUUCGCGGAGACGAAGGCGAUUUGUACGGAUAAGCGGCGCCGUAAAAGCAGGGAGCGGAGGCGCGGCGGAAGACAGUCGGUGAAGGGCCAGCAGCAGGAGGAGGAUGAACCGGAAAGCAGGACGAACAGCACAGCCAGGGACUCGUGUCAAAACCUUGCCUCAUGUUGUAUUUCACGGGAGCAGAGCGGUGUUGGCGCCCCCGAAAGAGUUGGGCAGGAAGAAGGUCGCGGCGAGGAUGAUUGGGAGGACGACGAGGCUAUCAACGGUCGCCAUGUGUCCACAUCGAUGGCUGUAGCACCUCGGAAAAUGGCCUGCUCAGCAACAAGGUAUAUUGGAGGUGCAGAUGAAGGAUGUCAGGAAGAAAGAGAAAGAGAGAGUAAUGGCCACUUGUCAAGAUGCACGGCUCGCGGUUGUCCUCCCCCCUGUGCUCCUGCUUCUCGCUCCGCACACUCCCGCGCUCGUGCUUCCGCUCGCUCUUCUGCUCGUGCUUCCGCUCCUAAUCGCACCUCAGAUCGCAGGUCCAGUUCCUUUUCCGCUCGCUCUUCCGCUUCCGCGUCUGCUUCCGCUUCUGCGCCUUCUUCCUCUUCCGUUUCCGCGUCGUCUGCUUCUGCUUGCGCUUCCGCUCCCGCUUCCUUUACGACCAAUGCUGCAGUCGCUCUGGCUGCUGCCCGCCCUGCCCCUUCUGCUCCUCCGUCUCCUUCUCCCGCAUGUGCUCCUAACGCUCGUGCCUCCGCUGCCUUUGGAGAGGCUGUUCCACCGACGUCUUCGCGCUCGUCGUCUUCUUCAUCUGUAAUCUUGCAAACAGAGCAGGCGCAACAGGAUUCCAGUCGACCUCGCCGCAUCUCCAGUACCGUCCGAUCGUACCGAGAACCAUCGCUGCGGACAAAGAUGCGGCGACCUGACUGAUUGGUGUGAGCGUUUCUCGAUCAUGGAGCGAGGUGCACUGUUGUCCAUAGCGGGAAUGGAGAUGCUGCCAAAGCUUGGCUCUCUUCGCCCAUCUAUUGCGGCCAUGAGCUUCUCAUGCAGAGAGAUGUGGAGGAGCUUCAUUUGCCAGAGCGUUCUCCGGUCAUCACCACACAUUUUUGCCUCCUGGUCUGGAGUUGAGUGCUCUGCCAUAAGCAGU
This is a messenger RNA of Chara braunii, 4465 nucleotides long. The record is from the annotation of a GenBank genome assembly. NCBI's taxonomy places the organism in Eukaryota, Viridiplantae, Streptophyta, Charophyceae, Charales, Characeae.